Rangifer tarandus platyrhynchus (Svalbard reindeer) is the source of this 405-nucleotide messenger RNA. NCBI's taxonomy places the organism in Eukaryota, Metazoa, Chordata, Mammalia, Artiodactyla, Cervidae. The record is from the annotation of a GenBank genome assembly.
AUGGGUCCGGAUACAGACCUGGGCCGGGGUCCCCAGCCGCCGCACCUUCUCCGCACCCCGCCCGGGGGCCCGCGGAGCCCCAGGCCCGGCCCGCCCGCGGGAAGAGCGCCCGGACAGGGGCGGUGUGUACGGGCCCGGGGGUUCCGGGCUGCAGGGUCCCUCGGCCCGCUCGCUGUGGCCGGGCCUGGGGCCCAAGGCCGCUCAGGCGGCUCCUCUAAGAGGCGAGAGAUCCGCACGCGGGUCACCCACCAGGACCACUCUGCCUGGGGAGCCAAGUCAGGGCGGCCGGCUGGGGAGGUGGGAGAAGGGGAGGCGCCGCCCGCCCCACCGGGCACACCCUUCUUCCGGCCUCCCCUGCUCCCUGCUCUGCCCACCCGGCUCUCAGCCUCCUCCUCCCGCUCCUGA